Messenger RNA from Oncorhynchus keta (chum salmon), 2806 nucleotides. Its product is annotated as ena/VASP-like protein. NCBI's taxonomy places the organism in Eukaryota, Metazoa, Chordata, Actinopteri, Salmoniformes, Salmonidae. Gene Ontology annotation, biological process: positive regulation of actin filament polymerization; actin polymerization or depolymerization; protein homotetramerization. The transcript is spliced from 13 exons. The record is from RefSeq and is a predicted model, not a curated record. Gene Ontology annotation, molecular function: SH3 domain binding; profilin binding; actin binding. Gene Ontology annotation, cellular component: cytoskeleton. The coding region runs from base 529 to 1827 and encodes 432 amino acids.
UUUCUCUUUUAUAUUCUCUCAAUGUUCUAAAAUAGCCCUGCUGUGGAAGAGGAUGCAUUGAUGAAAAUGAGAUUUUUUUAUUUGCGGUCUUUCUCUCUCUCAAGGAGUUCUCAUUGGAAGUGUCUUUGUUCUUUUAUUUGUAUUUAUUCAUGUCCAUUCCGCUCCUUGUACGGCUGUGUUGCUACUAGGGAAAAAGGUUAGUGUGUCUGUGAGGAGCCAGCCGAAGUGAUCGAGUGACUCUGCGUGAAGAGAGGAGAGGGGGAUGUCUGGCUGUAUCGCGCUGUGACUGUGAAUCCACGACCACCCCGGAGAGACAGUGACUGGGAUGCCAUCGUUAACCUUAGAACUCUCUCGUUAACUAACCCACAGCCUAGAACGCCACAGCCUGGAACGCCACAGCCUGGAUCGGACAGGUCAGGGAUAAGGAAAGAAGAAAGAGAAGAGACACAGAGAAAGGAGGGAAAUCCUUCCAUCGUUCCUGUAGCAGGGUUGUGCUGUGCGUCUGAUGUGCGGUUACUGCCAAGCACCAUGGAUAUAAACGUGCAGUCUCACCGGUUCUACUUCCCUCAGAUCUACUGUACUGAGGCAGUGCCUGCUGGAGCCCAGGUCCAGGUCACAGCGCAGGAAUUUAAAGUCAGUGAGCAGAGUAUCUGCCAGGCGCGAGCUUCUGUCAUGGUGUAUGAUGACAGCAGUAAGAAAUGGGUUCCCAUUAAGCCAGGCCAGCAGGGCUUCAGCCGCAUCAACAUCUACCACAACACUGCCAACAACACCUUCCGCGUGGUGGGAGUCAAACUACAAGACCAGCAGGUGGUGAUCAACUACUCCAUAGUGAAGGGGCUGAAGUAUAACCAGGCCACGCCCACCUUCCACCAGUGGCGUGAUGCCCGCCAGGUCUACGGACUCAACUUUGCCAGCAAGGAAGAAGCCGCCACCUUCUCCAAUGCCAUGCUGUUCGCUCUCAAUGUCCUCAGCACUCAGGACGGAGGCCCAGCAGUCCAGCGCCAAGUCCAGAAUGGGCCCACUACAGACGAGAUGGAGGUGCAGAGAGCAAGACAGGUUAUGGAGCAGCAGCAGAAGCAGGCACACAUGGAGAGGGAACGACGAUCCUCGAACCCAGGUUCUCCUUUCCAAGGCCAUCCUGGUGUGCUUUCUGUAGCCCCCCCAACUCCCAUGCCUCCCCCCAUGUCCAUGGGUUGUGGCCCCUCCUCUUUAGGUGGAGGCCCCCCCUCCCUGGGUGCCUCUAUGCCUCCUCCCCCUCCUGGCCCACCUCCCCCCUCGGAAGGUGCUCCCCCGCCCCCCCUGCCUCCACCGCUGCCCAUGGAUGGAGGCGGACAGGGUGAAGAGGCUCCCGCCCCAACGGGACUCGCUGCCCUGAUCGCUGGAGCCAAACUGCGCCGUGUCAAUAGACCUGAGGACUCUAACUCUUCAGGAUCGGGGACCAAAAACGAAGCCAACCGGACAAGUGGUGGCAGCGGAGGACUGAUGGAGGAGAUGAACGCUCUGCUGGCGCGGAGAAGGAAAGCAGCAUCAGAGAAGCCUGAGGACAACCAAAUCGAUGACCCCAAUAGGUCCCCUUCCCCCGGCAUCAAGGGUGGACAGAACGCCACAGAUGGUGUGAAGAAGCCAUGGGACAGAGCCAACUCUGCAGAGAGGUCAUCACUGGUAUCAAGGGUACGACCUGUGGGGAGUAGCAGCGACACAGAUGCCUUAGACUUUGACAGAAUGAAGCAGGAAAUCUUGGAAGAAGUUGUUCGUGAAUUACACAAGGUGAAGGAUGAGAUCAUUGAUGUCAUUAGACAAGAACUGAGCAGAAUCAGCACGACAUAAUCUGUCAUGUACAUUUUGGAACCAUUGUCCCCACGGCAACCACUGCUGUGUCUGAGGAGGCAAGGAGAGGAUCGAGGCCCGAACUACAACCAUUUAUUUAUUCUACGUUGCUGUGAUGUUAAAGCAACGUGACAAUGUUGCUGUAACACUACAGGAACAGUUUGUUUACGUUACGUUUAGAAGAAUGGGAUAGAUGGAGGACACUCUCGCACUGAUUUUUUUCACUUUCUAUGGUCUUGUUUUUCUCUUUUUUCUUUCUCUAUCUGUCCAUCGGUAACCAAUGUUUACUGUCUGUUUCCCGUCUUAAAGGAAACAAUUAUGAAAUUCAAUUAAGUAACAUCUUGGUUUUCUAGGAGUUUUUAUUUAUAAAAUGUUUGUUUGACAUUAUUAUUACUAUCAUUGUCAUUAAUAUGACUAUUAUUUGUAUUAUUGUAGAUGUAAUGGUGUGAAUAUAAGUAGUAGCAGUUUUAGUGACGACAAUAGUAACAAAAUUAUUAUUAUAAUGACACUGAUGAUAAUCAUUUUAUGUCAGCCUUUUAUAUUUGAUAUUGUAAUUUUUUUUUCUCUUUUGAUUUUGUUUUAAAAUACAAUUAUAAGCACAUACGGAUUUAUUUCUCAUGACCUGACCUCAACAUUUUUACAGAGUUUUGUAUCCUUUUUCGCCAAACACAAUUGUGUGUGUGUAAUCACUGACUGAAAGAUUUUUUAAAACAGGUCUUGAACCUGAAAGAGAGGGUGGUAUAUAAACUAUUGCUCUUUGGAUAUUGCAAUCUUAUGAGCAAAAAAAGAAUAAUACACCACAGUAUUUGUGAUCAUGUUGUUAAUAAAAUGUUUCUUGGCUGCAACGAUAUGGUGAAGUAUUGUUUGUUUUACUAUUUCCUUUUAUGACCAAGUGCUUCCUGGUAAAAAAAAAUGUUAUAUAUAUAUAUAUAUAUAUAUACACACACUAAAAUGAUUUCAAAUAAAACUGUGAACAAUG